Salarias fasciatus (jewelled blenny) is the source of this 1975-nucleotide messenger RNA. Its product is annotated as ras-related protein Rap-2b. The transcript is spliced from 2 exons. Gene Ontology annotation, molecular function: GTP binding; GTPase activity. The record is from RefSeq and is a predicted model, not a curated record. The coding region runs from base 306 to 857 and encodes 183 amino acids. Gene Ontology annotation, biological process: Rap protein signal transduction. Lineage: Eukaryota; Metazoa; Chordata; Actinopteri; Blenniiformes; Blenniidae. Gene Ontology annotation, cellular component: membrane.
CUGUACCGAGGAGAGCAGCGGACUCACCGUGGCUACUUGAACGAAAACGGGGGAAGCUCGUUCAAGAACCGGCUGCGCCGUCGUCGGGACCUCAAAAUGCCACUUUACAAAUGCUGAGCGAGGGUCCGAGUCCACCCCAUUCUCUCCCCGAGCGGCGUUAGCGCGCGGCCACGCCCCGUUUCCACCGACCGGAGCCCGUACAAAACUGCCGGCGGAGGCGCAGCGGCAAUCGGUUUGAAAGCCAGCAGGGCGGCUAACGGGCGCAGAGCGGAGAGGAAGCAGGACUGUCGGCUGUGCGGGGAACCAUGAGAGAGUACAAAGUAGUGGUUCUCGGGUCCGGCGGAGUCGGUAAAUCCGCGCUGACCGUCCAGUUCGUGACGGGCUCUUUCAUCGAGAAGUACGACCCCACGAUAGAGGAUUUCUACAGGAAGGAGAUCGAGGUGGACUCGUCUCCGUCCGUGCUGGAGAUCCUGGACACGGCGGGGACCGAGCAGUUCGCCUCUAUGCGCGACCUGUACAUCAAGAACGGGCAGGGCUUCAUCCUGGUCUACAGCCUGGUGAACCAGCAGAGCUUCCAGGAUAUCAAACCCAUGAGGGACCAGAUCAUCCGGGUGAAACGGUACGAGAGAGUGCCGAUGAUUCUGGUGGGCAACAAAGUGGACCUGGAGGGGGAAAGGGAGGUCUCGUCCGGCGAGGGGAAGGCUCUGGCGGAGGACUGGAACUGCCCGUUCAUGGAAACUUCAGCCAAAAAUAAAACGUCUGUGGAUGAACUGUUUGCAGAGAUAGUCCGACAGAUGAACUAUGCCUCAACACCAAAUGGCGACGACCAGUGCUGCUCGUCUUGUGUUAUUCUUUAAGGAAAAAGGACAAUCAUCAAGUUUUAUUCUUUGCUCGGUUUUAUGUUUGCAAUGUGUGUUGCAGCAAGUCUGUACUGUUGAGCUCUUCUUCGUGUCUCACCCUGGCCUUGGAGGAAAAUGACGAGAGGAAUGCUGCAGGGGGACGAGAGGAGGAGGAGGAGGAGGAGGGGAGCAACUGAGACAGAGGGAGGGGUCCACUCUUCAGGAAUUCUGCUGGGUUGGAGUAUCUGUGCUGCACGAUCGGUGUCCACCAUUGAUGUCAACACUAGCGUCAGAUCCAGAGUUUCAGCAGCAGACCUCUCACCAGUCACAACUGUGCUGCCAAUGGAAAAGAAAUGGAGAGUUACACCUAGAGGAACUCAUAAAUGGAUAUUUCUGUAUAAGAAGAAGACAAAGAGAGAGUAUAUUUUGGUAAAUGACUGCACAGUCUGGGCCAGGUUACGAUUUGAACCCAGUUCGGAGUAACGCUCCACAACACUCCAGAUCCUAUUUUUUCCGAAGUCAGAAGAAAUCGAUACCACAUAUCCGGAAGUGGCAUUAACGUGUUGAGUGCCACUUUUUUUCUUCAGCGUCUGAGAGGACCCUAACUGAAGUGACAUGGGGACGCUGUCCUGAUCGCCCUUGUGUCGAGUGCCUUUCCAAAACAAAUCAGCUGUUCAGAUUUAGUGCCAACCUACACGUAUCACCAAAACAACCCUUCGACAAGGCAAUCCAAAAACUAAGGAACUCCUCUUCUGGAUAAUCUUGCAAAGGUGGAGGCUGAAAGAAAGAAAAAUAACUUCACUAGUUUUUUUUUUUUUUUUUUGUUAAUGGAACCGCGGUUUUCUGUAUGUUUUCCUUUGGCCUUUUUUUGAAGUCUAAGGUGUUCUCUUUCGCAAUGUCUGCUCCUACUGGCCAAACCUUAAUCUUGAAAUGCACAGGUACUGGAUCCCCCACCCCUUAGACAUGAUAACAACACAACAACUCUUACCUUCCAGACCAGAUAAAUCAAAAGGAAUUCUGUUUCUUCUGUUUAUUUCAUUGUUUUUAACAGGAAAUGUGAUGAUGUACUGUUGACAAAUCUAACCUGAUUGUAAGUUUAAUUCCAGAUCAGCUAUUUAACUGUGGGCUGUCUGUUU